UGUGUCUGGUUGCAGGCAGAGAUGUACGCCUCGGCGCAAGAGAAAGCGACGAGGGCCAUUCCCACCCCAACAGCGCCGCCCAUGCUUCAUCGAGGGCCUACCAGCACCUCAAAUGGUGAUGGUAUGCCGCUACAGCCCGUGCUGUUGCUGGAAGUCUUUCGCGCUCUCGACUCCAUCAGGCGCUGUCGCUGUCGGCGGAUGUGCCCGUUAUGGAACACCCUGCUCUGCACGGACGGGCACUUUGCCGAUGUGCGCGUGUCCGGGCAUAAGGCGGGGUAUGGCGCGGUGUCGCAUUACUCGCACGCCUACACGUAUUGGCUGGUGGCUGGUGCAAUCAAGUGUCUCCGCAGCACUACCAGGAUGGUGGUUCUUUCACAGCUGCACAGUGGGAACCUGCGUCAACAUAUCCACAUGACCGGCCUCCUCCAGUGCCUGGUCAGCAGCGGACGCCUACGGGCGCUGGUAUUUCAUGACUGUACUUUCUACAUGGGCGCCGGCAUAACUUUUCCCAGAUUUAUAUGGCAAACAGCGGAGCUGAUCGCGGGGUGUUCCCCGCUGGCCGACAGCGUGAUUCUGAAGAAAGGUCGCCUGUCUGAUGGUGGUUUGCACGCGACGGUAGCGCUGCACUCCUUCAGUGGGCAGUCGCCCCAGGAAACUGAACGACAGUUGUGGGACUCUUCGAAAACGGUCUGGUUCUCUGCAAGCCGUUGAAUCGAGCGGCAUUGGCAGAGCGUAUCCGUGCCAGGAUGGCGCAACAUGCCAGCGAGGAUGGCAAUGAAAGCGAAGAGUUCCUUAUGGAGACUUUGUGCUACUAUCAAACUUCGGAUCCGCGCCUACCCACCGAUUACCCGCAUCAUAUGUGCGGCAUGUCGAACCAAUCCGGUCUGGAUGUCUCCAAGCUGACCACACUGACGGCGUUAGUGUUGAACGAAUGGAUUGGGAGCGACUAUCCCAACCGACCACCGUGAACGAUCUUCGUUGACCAGUGUCUCGCGGCCCACUUCGGACCAACAUUGCCGGCUAACCGUUAACGCCUUCCUGUCUGUUCACGAGCGGAACCGCUGGCUUGUUUUGUUUGGCAUAUUACUGUUUAUUAAAGUACUUCGUAUAGUACUAAGAAAAGAAUAAGUUCUUUACGUGCCAAGUGUCCAUUCACAUACGUGUCCAGUAAUAGAAAUUAAUGUCUGCGCUGGUAGACACUACCCGUAUAGACCUUCAAGUGGCCACCUAUGUUAAGUCAAUCGGCGACAUACCUUUAAGUGGCCCGGCUGCAGUUAUUUGGCCCCAGAACCGGUUUUCUUCCUGUUUUUUUGGUAUUGCAUGUUCAGCUUAACUUGCUCUUUACAGAGUAUUUGAAAAGUUUAAAAUCGGUUGAACCGUUUUUUAGUUCUUUACGUUGUAAAAAACCAAUGCUGAAGCGAGUAAGCCACGCCACGAGACCCACUACACUACGCCAGCUUCUUACACUUAUCAACCACACAUGUGCGGGUGCAGCAAGCACUCGCUUUUUAUAAGCGGAUAU
This is a messenger RNA of Paramacrobiotus metropolitanus, 1522 nucleotides long. RefSeq lists its product as uncharacterized. NCBI's taxonomy places the organism in Eukaryota, Metazoa, Tardigrada, Eutardigrada, Parachela, Macrobiotidae. The record is from RefSeq and is a predicted model, not a curated record. Bases 22 to 711 code for a protein of 229 amino acids. The transcript is spliced from 2 exons.